Molecule: messenger RNA, 2151 nt
Organism: Neurospora tetraspora
Lineage: Eukaryota; Fungi; Ascomycota; Sordariomycetes; Sordariales; Sordariaceae
Exons: 2
Coding region: 1-2151 (716 amino acids)
Source: RefSeq, a predicted model, not a curated record
AUGGUAGUAAAGGUGGACUAUGACCGCGACUACUAUGCGGACCUUGAGCUGCCUUCAACGGCGGAUACCGCUGAGGUGAAGAAGCAGUUCAAGAAGCUUGCCCUCAAAUACCACCCGGAUCGCAACCGAGGAAAAGAGGAGGAAGCCAAGGAUAGGUUCAUCCACAUCCAAGCCGCACAUGAGGUCCUUAGCGACCUGUCCAUUAAGGCCAAGUACGAUGCCUAUCGGAAACGAGGAGGAGCUUCUACGAGCAGGUAUCCAACAGCUGCUGGCCACCGCGGAAACCCCUACUCCAACGUCUCCGCCGAAAUGGCAGACAGAUAUGGCGCUCCUCCAACGCGACGAACCCCUCAUAUGCCGUCUCGUGCCGACCCGGGUCCGUCAGCACACGCACGCUAUUCGGCAUGGGGGACACCCUCGUCCUCCUCAUCUUCACGUCCAGUCCCACCAAAGACGGCAUCUGCUGCCGACAACUUGCGCGCAUGGGAUGCUAUGCGAUCAAGUACCAAGACAGGCCAGACAUCUUCGUCGACGCCCAAGUCGUCAGGUUAUGCGUCAGCACGAACCGAAUGGACCGAACGGACCGAAAGUGCCAGGAGGGAGCCGCCUCCAGUACCACCACGGACCGCGGGGCAAGCUCGUCGUGCGGACGCUGCCUUUGGUACCGCCAGACGGGCUGGCUAUUCACCGGAUUCCCCAGUGGGCGACGAACCACCUGUGUCGAGGCACAACUACACUUCCAGCGCCCACCACACGGCUACGACCACCAUGUUUGAGGAUACCGCCGCUAACAUCAGGAAAUCACGGCCGCAAUCGACCCCCACUCCGGUUGACCCUUUGAGCGAGCAGUUCAGUGAGACAUACUUGGACAGCAGACAACGGACCCCCUAUGCCUCGCAUAUCGGCGAAAAGUUCAACCCGUUUGAAGGUGCCAACGUCAACAGAGCAAAGUCCAUGAAAGACCCAUCCCGGCCCGCCCAGGAAUCCGAGGAAGAGGUGCCCCGUCCGCGCCCGUCGCGACAACGCAGCGCUAGUGUCGGUGAGUCCAACAGCUUCGGGAAGGCGGCCAACGGCGGGACCACAUCCUCUGGAACCUCGAAAGCUGAGCCGCGAGCCAGCGCGCGUUAUUAUGCCCAGGAAGCUGAACCCAGGUCAGCACCCAAUACAGCAGCCAACCCGACGCCGCGUGCGUCCACCUCAUCUAUGAGGAGCAACCCGAACGCUCAAGCCGGAACCUCGGAAUCAGCGCAGGAUGGCCCCAAAGUGUACGCUCCAUCUCCUUUCUUUAAACCCGAUGAAUACUUCAAGUCAACAUCCUCUUUCGGUCAACCCAGCAAGAUUCGACCGCCGCAUGUGUUCAGUCAUGCCGGCGCGGGAAGUUACCGCGGAAGAGCUCAUGAAGAUACGGCAAAUAACCGGGAGUCUCAUGGCAGGAAAACUCCGAGUGGAGAUCAGUCGACCUCCGGGGACAUGUCUUCCUUUGAGAAGGAUAUGCACGACCAUCUGCAGCUUCUCCUGGGAAGGCGUAAGAUGCAUUCACGGAGACAGCAUAUAAAGCCGACCGACAACCCCCUCUCGCCCAGGAAGACCAACGUAUACAACAGGGUCCAGAAGCAGCGAGCGACUAACAGCGUAUACCCCCAUAGUUUCACCGUCCCCGACGACGAUGGAUACACCCAGAAGCAACAGGCAUCAGCCGACUUUACCCGGAGUGGCGUUCAGGAUAUCAACGCCAGCUUUGUGGACCAGGAAAAGGUUGGUGCAGGAUUUCAGUUUAACGCCGGUGGAUCGACCACCAUUCCCGGAGCUGACGCCUUUUCGCGCGCAAAGCAACGAGCACGCUCAGUCCCCCGAGGCCGCCAAUCGCCCCUCAAAAACACGUAUACGUCUUCCAACGAGUCGGUCAGUGGCGCAACUCGUCCGCCGAGCGAGACGAACGAUGCAGGUAAGAAGCCAAGUGCCUUUGACGCCGGUCAAUGGCAAGCAGAAUUCAGCCCGCAUACCUUUGUUCCUUAUCCUGGUAUUCAUGGAAGUUGUUGGCGGGGUCUGGUUGCUGACAAUUUCCGUGGUUGUACUACACUCGGGGGUUUCGCCCUGGCGCUUCCACUGGUCAUUCGAGGUUGGUUGUACCUUCUUCUGUUUCUUCUAUAG